GUCUGGCUCGACAGCGGGUAUUGGGUCACCAGGUAUGACAGCGGGCACUGGGUCACCAGGCAUCAGGUCAUUUGGCUCGCCAGCGGGCACCGCGUCAUCUGGCAAGGCAGUGGGCACCGAGUCACCAGGCACGACAGCGGGCUCUGAGUCAAUUGGCACGACAGCGGGCACCGGAUCAGGUACCGGAUCGUCUGGAUCAACAGCGGGCAUCGAGUCAACUGGCCUAAUAGGAUCAUCAGGCUGGAUCAGUUCAUCAGGCUGGAUCAGUUCAUCAGGCUGAGUAGAGGCUUCAGGCCGAGUAGAGGCAUCAGGCCGAGUAGAAGCACCAGGCUGA
This is a messenger RNA of Staurois parvus, 334 nucleotides long. The record is from the annotation of a GenBank genome assembly. NCBI's taxonomy places the organism in Eukaryota, Metazoa, Chordata, Amphibia, Anura, Ranidae.